Ictidomys tridecemlineatus (thirteen-lined ground squirrel) is the source of this 945-nucleotide messenger RNA. RefSeq names its product olfactory receptor 5L1. Gene Ontology annotation, biological process: G protein-coupled receptor signaling pathway. Gene Ontology annotation, molecular function: olfactory receptor activity; G protein-coupled receptor activity. Lineage: Eukaryota; Metazoa; Chordata; Mammalia; Rodentia; Sciuridae. Gene Ontology annotation, cellular component: membrane. The record is from RefSeq and is a predicted model, not a curated record.
AUGGCUGAAGAAAACUGCACCACUGUGACAGAGUUCAUUCUGUUGGGAUUGUCAGAUGUCCCCAAGCUGAGAGUCCUUCUCUUCCUGGUGUUCCUUCUCAUCUAUGGAGUCACAGUUUUGGCCAACCUGGGCAUGGUGGCACUGAUCCAGCUCAGCUCUCAACUGCACACUCCCAUGUACUUUUUUCUCAGUCACUUGUCCCUUGUGGACUUCAGCUACUCCUCAGUCAUUGUGCCGAAAAUGCUGGCCAACAUCUUAACCGAGGAUAAAGCCAUCUCCUUCCCCGCGUGCAUGGUACAGUUCUAUUUGUUUUGCACUUGUGUGAUCACAGAGAUCAUCCUGCUGGCUGUGAUGGCCUAUGAUCGCUUUGUGGCCAUCUGCGACCCUCUGCUAUACAUGGUCAUCAUGUCUCAGAAGCUCUGUGCAGAGCUGGUUUCAGGCUGUUACUUGUUAGCAUCAGUGUGUGCUCUGAUUCACUUGUGCUUGGCCCUUAAGAUCCCAUUGUAUAGGUCAAACAUAAUCAAUCACUUCUUCUGUGGCCUACCUCCACUCCUAAAUCUUUCUUGCUCUGAUGUCACUGUGAACAAGGUUCUGCUGUUCAUUGUGGCUACUUUCAAUGAAUCUAUGACCAUUGUGAUCAUCCUCACCUCCUAUGUGUUCAUUCUCAUCACCAUCCUGAAGAUGCGCUCUGCAGAGGGGAGGCGCAAAGCUUUUUCCACCUGUGCCUCCCACCUCACAGCCAUUGUUGUCUUCCAUGGAACAAUCCUGUUCAUUUAUUGCCAGCCCAGUUCUGGGGCUAGUCUGGAUAUUGACAAAGUGGCCACGGUGUUCUACACUGUGGUGAUCCCCAUGCUGAACCCCCUGAUCUACAGCCUGAGGAACAAGGAUGUGAAAGAAGCUCUCAGAAAUGUGGUGUACUCCAAAAUAUUAUCAAAGACAAUUUGA